Theobroma umbraticum is the source of this 1167-nucleotide messenger RNA. It is a transcript of the gene WRKY62, whose product is annotated as WRKY DNA-binding protein 62. Gene Ontology annotation, molecular function: DNA-binding transcription factor activity; sequence-specific DNA binding. The record is from RefSeq and is a predicted model, not a curated record. Lineage: Eukaryota; Viridiplantae; Streptophyta; Magnoliopsida; Malvales; Malvaceae. Gene Ontology annotation, biological process: regulation of DNA-templated transcription.
GGCUUCCUUCUCCUUAUCGCUUAGGUUUGUGUUUUCUAAACUUAAUCACGCGCAAAAAAAAAAAAAAUAAAUAAAGGAAGAAAAAAUUGCAGUCGGCUUGGUCGGAGAACAUGUCUUCGGGUCGAAGGAAAGCAAUUGAAGAGCUUGCUCGAGGCAGGGACUUGACAAAUCAGUUGCGGGAUCUCCUUAGUAAAUCUCUCGGAGAUGAUGGUUUGUUGGGAAGUGAAGAUCUAGUAACGAAAAUCUUGAACUCGUUUGCGAACACGCUUUCGAUAUUAAGAAGCAGUAGUGGUGACUAUGACGAGGUUUCCCAGAAACCCAGGAACAGCAACAUGAGUUGGGAUGGUCGGAAAUCCGAGGAAUCGGGAGAGAGCAUCAAGAGUUCAACACAAAAGGAUCGAAGAGGAUGUUACAAAAGAAGGAAGAGUGAACACUCAUGGACAAGAGACAGUCCUACUCUGAUUGAUGAUGGCCAUGCAUGGAGAAAAUAUGGACAGAAAGUAAUCCUCAACGCCAAACACCCAAGAAACUACUUCAGAUGCACCCAUAAGAAUGAUCAGGGCUGCCGAGCAACCAAGCAAGUCCAGCAGAUUGAAGACAACCCGCCAAAGUACCGAACAACAUAUCACGGCCAUCACACUUGCAAAAAUCUUCUCAAGGCUUCUCAACUCAUCCUGGAUUCCCCUUCCAAGGACUCGUCCAUACUCCUCAGCUUUGCAAACACCAACAAGCAAGACAACUCCAUUUUCUCAGCUUUCCCACCAGUGAAGCAGGAAAGCAAGGAAGAUAUGCCAAGUGACAUCACCUAUAACCUUUCCACAUCAUCACCCGAUUAUCUCCUGUCACCUGACCACUUAACGGCGUUCGAGUCAUCAGCUCAAAUGGCAGUGUUGUCGGCUGCAGAUCAUGCGGAUGUCAUCUCUGGAGUGGUCGAUUCUGUUGAUAUAGAUGACUUGCUUGAGUUUUGAUGGGGGGUUAGCUAGCUCGUCACCUGGAUGAACUGAUGAUAGAUAGAGUAGUUUCUUUUGUAAUCGUAAGUGUAGAAAUUCAUAUUGUGUUUUUCUCUUUUGAAAAAGAGCUGCGAAGUGCUAACAGCUCCUUGAAUGGCAAGAUGUAAAACUUCUCCCUUUCUAUGAACGCGUGCGUCCCCAUGUCAACAAUUAAGUA